AUGGAUCAUGCAGAUUUGGGUAAAAACAUCGACCAGGAAUCCCCGGUCGUCGAGACCUGUUCCUCUCUUGAGAAGAUAUUUAAAAAUGACGAUGCCCAUCUAGAACCUAUCCGUUGGUGGUUCCUCUCAUCGACGUUCCCUAUGAUUGCAGGGACUCUCGGCCCUGUGGCUUCAGCAUUUAGUAUCUGUGCCCUAGCUCAGCCAUGGCGACAGCAUCUCAUCCCUGGGGGAGACGUCCAGGAAGCACCUUUCGUCGCCAAUCCGUCGUGGUUGACGAUUGCUAAUGCCAUUCAGCUUAUUAUCGCCAUCACCUCAAACAUGUUUCUACUCCUUAACAUGGCAGGAAGAGUUCGCUUUAGUCUGGCACAACCCAUUACUAUAGGCGGAUGGUACAUCUCAGCGAUAUGUCGCAUCUCUCUAAGCGCCACUGCCGCUGGGCCGCUCCUCAAAGCCAUCAAAUUUCCUGAAAAAGAGCUCAUCUGGUCCCAAGCAUUUUACUAUGGCGUGUGGGCAGCCAUCCUCUACUUCUUCGAUGCUUCCCUCAUGGCUCUGACCUUCUGGGGCGCUUCAUCUGGUCACUACGGGAAGGACUUUAUGCUAACCUUCAGUAAACGCACUCUGAUGUUGCAGACCAUUAUGUUCCAGUUAUACCUCCUUAUUGGCGCCUAUGUUUUCUCUAAAGUAGAAGACUGGAAUUACCUCGAUGCCAUCUAUUGGGCAGACGUUACUUUCUUCACAGUCGGCUUCGGUGACUAUGCCCCUACAACUACGCUUGGAAGAGCUCUCCUGAUGCCUCAGAAGUCUACUCCUCGAGCGUGGAGGACGCCGCUUCCAAGCCCGAAGGGAGGAGAAGAUGCGACGCAAGAUGGUCCAGACCAUAACACACAGGGGUGA
This is a messenger RNA of Fusarium redolens, 894 nucleotides long. RefSeq lists its product as uncharacterized. Gene Ontology annotation, cellular component: membrane. The transcript is spliced from 5 exons. Gene Ontology annotation, molecular function: potassium ion leak channel activity. The record is from RefSeq and is a predicted model, not a curated record. The coding region runs from base 1 to 894 and encodes 297 amino acids. NCBI's taxonomy places the organism in Eukaryota, Fungi, Ascomycota, Sordariomycetes, Hypocreales, Nectriaceae. Gene Ontology annotation, biological process: potassium ion transmembrane transport; stabilization of membrane potential.